Molecule: messenger RNA, 531 nt
Organism: Exophiala xenobiotica
Lineage: Eukaryota; Fungi; Ascomycota; Eurotiomycetes; Chaetothyriales; Herpotrichiellaceae
Exons: 5
Coding region: 1-531 (176 amino acids)
Source: RefSeq, a predicted model, not a curated record
AUGGUCUCCUUCAAGACUUUGCUCUCACUCGCUCCGGCAGCCAGUCUCACCUUGGCCGCGCCCUCAUGGCCUCCAAAGCCUGGCUGCGGAGAUCUGGAUAUCAUUUUCACUGGCCUACCACCAUACCAUCCCCUGGUCACGGCGCAGGGCUUCGACCCGGCAGCCGUUGAUGCCGCGCUACGAGGGGACGCCGCCGAUAUCGUCAAAGCCGGGUAUAACUUGCGAGUCGUGUUGAUGGGCCCCGAGCAGCCCUUGAGCGUGUUGUCAGGCCAAAUGGACGGCAUCAAUUGGGACGGUACGGGCGUUGGGUACGGCGUCAGGGGUUCGCGUUUGGAGAAUCUCACGCUCAGAUUCACUGAUACAAUCGACUUGUACCGACACAAGGCGCCAUUCGUUCCGAUCGUGUUCGAUCACAGUCCCGACUCGGCGCUUUGGGCGAUUCAGCAAAAGUGGCCGCUCUCGACCAACUGUUCCAAUUCGCCGGGGAAAGAUCUUGGUUUCGAGAUUUUCUGCGACAUAUGCCCUCAGUGA